Labrus bergylta (ballan wrasse) is the source of this 2078-nucleotide messenger RNA. It is a transcript of the gene sh3glb1a, whose product is annotated as SH3-domain GRB2-like endophilin B1a. Gene Ontology annotation, molecular function: protein binding. Gene Ontology annotation, cellular component: membrane; cytoplasm. The record is from RefSeq and is a predicted model, not a curated record. Gene Ontology annotation, biological process: membrane organization. NCBI's taxonomy places the organism in Eukaryota, Metazoa, Chordata, Actinopteri, Labriformes, Labridae.
CUGCGUACACACUCUUUGUCCGGAUCAACAGCUGGGUGGAUCUCCGACAGAAGGAAAGUUGCUGUGAUGACAUUUUGUGUAGUGAUGGCAGUCUGACUGUGACAGGAGCUAGCUGUAGUAUCAAGUGUUAACCCCUCCCCGCUGUGACAUGGACUUUAACGUGAAGCGGUUAGCCGCAGACGCCGGGACGUUCCUGAGCCGCGCCGUGCAGUUCACAGAGGAGAAACUGGGUCAGGCCGAGAAGACCGAGUUGGACGCUCAUUUGGAAAACCUUCUGAUCCGAGCUGAAAACACGAAGCAAUGGACAGAGAGGAUCAUGAAGCAGACCGAAGUCUUACUACAACCCAACCCCAAUGUCCGUUUAGAAGAGUUUGUGUAUGAGAAGCUGGAGAAAAAAGCCCCCACGCGAAUGAACAACCACGAGCUGCUGGGACAGUCCAUGAUCGAAUCAGGGAGCGAGUUUGGUCCAGGAACUGCAUACGGAAACGCUCUGAUAAAAUGUGGAGAGACGGAGAAGCAGAUCGGGGGGGCGGAGCGAGAGUUAAUCCAAAGUGCUGCCAUCAACUUCCUGACACCUUUCAGGAACUUUCUGGAAGGAGACUUUAAAACCAUCCUGAAAGAACGGAAGCUGCUGCAGGUCAAACGUCUGGAUCUGGACGCCGCCAAAACUCGGCUAAAGAAAGCACGGAUGGCCGACGCCAGAGCUGCGGCCGAACAGGAGCUGAGGAUGACCCAGAGCGAGUUUGACCGUCAGGCAGAGAUCACCAGACUGCUGCUGGAGGGAGUCAGCAGCACACACGCUCACCAUCUUCGCUGUUUGAACGACUUUGUGGAGGCUCAGACGACAUACUACGCCCAGUGUUACCAGUACAUGGGGGAUCUGCAGAAACAGCUGGGCAGCUUCCCCUCCUCGUUCUCCAACAACAACCAGUCGUCAGUGUCAGGCGGAGCCAGCAUCUCUGUUCCAACCAUCCCCGUGUCAGCCUCUCUGCCCAGCGUCUCCGGGGGUAGCAGUGUCUCCGGGGGAACAUCAGGAGGAUUUAAUGAGCUGAGGAGCUCCAACAGCAGCCGCAAAGCUCGAGUCCUGUACGACUACGACGCGGCAAGCAGCAGCGAGCUCUCCCUGCUGGCUGACGAGGUGAUCACAGUGAGCAGCGUCCCCGGCAUGGACUCAGAUUGGCUGAUGGGAGAGAGAGGAAACCAGAAAGGAAAAGUCCCCAUCACUUACCUGGAGCUGUUUAACUAAUACCCCGCCCUACAUCAUCCCACCCCCCCCACCAACACCCAUACACAACCCUACAUCAACCCCCUCCCCCGCUGUGAUCUCUUGUUUAUCUUGAGUCGCCUCAUGCCGUAAUUUCAGUCAAAGUUUAAAAUCUUUCAGUUUUUAUGAACUGGAGCUGGACUGAGGGGACCCCACCCCAGCUCCUCCCCCUUUCCAUAGCUCCCCCCCCUGAUGUGUAUCAGCAGAACAUUUCUCCCACCUGCUUCAAGUCUUUGUGUUUGAUCCCCUGUAAUCUGCCGUAUGUGCCUGACCAUCUCCCUAACGGUAACUUCGAUCAGAUCUAAAGUUUGUUUACGUUGGUGAGAGACGGCAAGCUGAACGCCCUGAGAAUUGCGCCCUCUAGAGAUAAUCACGUGUCUAACGCAGAGAUGGACUUCAGUUUGACUCUGAUGCUGCGGUCAGAGCCGUUUGUCUUAUCGAUGAUUCCUUUUUAAGCCAGACGUCAGGAAGUGCCUCGUUGACCCGCCGUAUUCAGACGCUUUUUAGUCUCGCCAUUAUUUAUAUUGGAAAUAACAGAAAGUUCUUCUUUAACCAGAAGACGUUUUUUUAUACCUCUGCUGAAUUCUCAAUCUCUGUACAAACAUCAUCAUCAUCGUUUUUUAUCCUUAAUGUUUGUAACAUGAAGCUCCGUUUCUCUCUGACCUUCAUUUCAACAGGAACGCUUCGUUCCGUUCUGGGAGAUCCCUUUUCUCACCUCAUGGCUGCAUUUUGUUUCAUGUGUAACUGAACAUGCAAAACAUGUAAAAUAUCAAAACAAUAUGAUGCAUUAAAUAAGAAAAUAUGAACGACUGGA